This is a messenger RNA of Hyla sarda, 1728 nucleotides long. It is a transcript of the gene DEPDC7, whose product is annotated as DEP domain containing 7. The transcript has 9 exons. Bases 349 to 1623 code for a protein of 424 amino acids. The record is from RefSeq and is a predicted model, not a curated record. Lineage: Eukaryota; Metazoa; Chordata; Amphibia; Anura; Hylidae. Gene Ontology annotation, biological process: intracellular signal transduction.
UAACAAGGCCUCUGCAAAAUGAAAGAAGCGAUCUGAUUGGUUGUUAUGGGCAACUGGGCAACUGUUCCUUUUCACCGGUUUUGAUGAAUCUCCCCCAUUGUACUUAUAUGCAUAGGUCCAAACUUGAACAACAAGCCCUUUAGAGCCACAUACAUCUGGAGCAGCAUCAUCCACUCUCUCCAUACACAGGUAGACGUGAAGAAGAGGAGGCAUCACCUGAAGUCUCAUCCGGAUUGUUUCAUUGGCUCAGAUGCUGUGGACGUUAUAUUUGCCCAUCUGGUGCAGCAUAAGUAUUUUGGGGAUGCAGAGAUCUCGCGCUCCAAAGUGGUGCGUGUGUGCCAGGCUCUUAUGGACUGUAAAGUGUUUGAGUCUGUGCUGAGUACUUGUGUGUUUGGGAGGGAGAAGAAGCGCUCGGUGUUUGAAGACAGCAGCUGCAGCCUGUACAGAUUCCUCAAUGUGCCCAGUCACCCCGCAGGAGGGAACGAAAAGGGCAAUGGGCACUGUACUCCACAGAGAUAUACAGGAAGGCAUGAACAGACCGCCUUCCAGUCCUCUCACCUCCAGUCACAGAACCUGGAAGAUCUUUGGGAUAACCUCAGUUUAACUCCUGCUGACCCAGCACAGAUGAAUCUCCCAAUAGACCUACCUCCUAAAGUUCUUAGUGAAGUCUGGCAGGAGCAGACAAUUCGUCGUCUUCUUCAGCUGGUAGAACUGCCGGUGUUGGAUUCUCUUUUGGAAAAUACCCCUGCAGGACAUAAGCCACAGUCAUCAAAGAGUGAGGAGCUGAUCAUGACCAGCCAGUACCUGGACAGGGAGAUUCUCAAGGCAUUUAGUAACUCUCAGGCAGAUGAAUGGGUUUCUGCUGCGGUGGAUUGCUUGGAGUUUCUCCCUGACCAUAUAGUGGUGGAAUUAAGUAGGAAUCUUCCUGAGCAUCAAGACAAAGAUGGGUCCUGGAAACUACUUUUGUUUGAGACCUUAAGCAAGUACUACAGCCAGAACAGAGUUCCCUUGGUUACUAACCCUUUCUUCGACAUUCACACCGGUAUUGCUGAGCUCUUGGUGAAUGGGAAGAAUGAAGCGGCAUUAGAAGCCACCCAGUUGUGCUUGAAGCUCUUAGAUUCCCAGAACCGUGAGGAAUUCCGUCGCCUUCUCUAUUUCAUGGCAGUUGCUGCAGAACCUUCAGAGUUUAGACUACAUGAAGAGAGCGAUAACAGGAUGACUGUUAAAAGGAAAUUCUCUAAAGCUGUCGUAAAUAACAAAAACCUCUCUAAAGGAAAGUGUGAUCUCCUGGUGCUCUUCCUCUUGGACCACCAUAAGGAUGUGUUUAAGAUUCCUGGGUCCUUGCAUAAGAUGGUCAGUGAUAAACUUGUAGCCAUACAACAAGGAAGAGACCCCGACAAAGACACAGGUUACACUUUCUGCCAAAGAGUUGAUAAAAGCGAGUUUGACAAAACAGCCCAGAAGACGACCCGGACAGAACUGUGGACAUUACUUAAAACUAUCUAUGAGAACUCUAAGCUUUCCCCCAAAGAGAAGAAACGACUGCUGGGACAGUUCUAUAAAAGUCACCCGGAUAUUUUCAUCCAGUUUUUUGGUGACAAAGUGAGCACUGUGUAUAUGUGAAAAAAAGGCAAGCCAAUGUUGUAAAUAACUAAUAUGGUGUAAAUGUAAAGUGUUAAUAUUGUAUAUGUUUCUAACAGUUUAUUUUCAAUGUUAAUAAAAAGGUCU